This is a messenger RNA of Sorghum bicolor (sorghum), 2259 nucleotides long. RefSeq names its product cationic amino acid transporter 8, vacuolar. Gene Ontology annotation, cellular component: plasma membrane. Gene Ontology annotation, molecular function: amino acid transmembrane transporter activity. Bases 212 to 2005 code for a protein of 597 amino acids. Gene Ontology annotation, biological process: amino acid transport; transmembrane transport. The record is from RefSeq and is a predicted model, not a curated record. Lineage: Eukaryota; Viridiplantae; Streptophyta; Magnoliopsida; Poales; Poaceae. The transcript has a single exon.
AAAUCCGGCUUCCUGACGUUGGCAACAGCCUCAACAGUCGCCAUCUAUCCACGCGCCUUCUCCCAACUCAUCAUAUCUCUCUCGCAGAAUCCAAACAAACCAAUAACACUCUUUGCGCCAGCAGAGCGGAUCGGCGAUGGCUUAUCGGGGGUUUAGUAGCUAACACGAAAUCAAUCUCUCUCCGCCUCUCCCGUCCGUCCACACAUCCGUGAUGACAUCGGCGGCGGUGCGGGGCGAGCCGGCGGCGGGCCACCGCCGGUACUGGCGGUGGAGCAAGGCCGACUUUUUCCCGGAGCCUUCCUUCCAGAGCUGGCGCGCGUACGGCGGCGCGCUCCUGUCCACUGGCCCGCGACUGCGGGACCGCGUCACCAGCCGCUCAUCCGAGGCCGUCGAGGCGGGGACGCUGCUCGCCCAGAGCGAGAACCCGCUCCGCCGGUGCCUCUCCUGGGUGGAUCUCGCCUUCCUCGGGUUCGGCUCCGUCGUCGGCUCGGGCGUCUUCGUGCUCACCGGCCAGGAGGCGCGCUUCGACGCCGGCCCGGCCAUCCCGCUUGCCUACGCCGCCGCGGGCUUCUCCGCGCUGCUCUCGUCCUUCUGCUACGCCGAGCUCGCCACCGAGAUCCCGUCCGCCGGCGGCUCCUUCUCGUACCUGCGCGUCGAGCUUGGGGACCUGGCCGCGUUCAUCGCCGCGGGGAACAUCCUGCUCGAGGCCGUGGUGGGCGCCGCUGGCCUGGGCCGGUCCUGGACGUCGUACCUCGCGGCGCUCAUCGGCCGCGACAGCGACGCGCUCCGCAUCCACGUGCCCGCGCUCGCCGACGGAUUCAAUCUGCUGGACCCGAUCGCCGUCGUCGUCCUCUGCACCACCUCCGCGCUCGCGGUCUCCGGCGCGCGCCUCACCUCCACCAUCAACUCGGUCGCGUCCGUGGUCGGCAUCGCCAUCGUCGCCUUCGUCCUGGCCGCGGGGUUCUCCCACUUCGAGCCCGCCAACCUCGCGCCGUCCUUCUUCCCCUUCGGCGCCGCGGGCGUCUUCCGCGCCGCGGCCGUCGUGUACUGGUCCUACACGGGGUUCGACAUGGUGGCCACCAUGGCAGAGGAGACCAAGAACCCCGGCCGCGACGUGCCGCUGGGCCUCAUCUCGUCCAUGUCCGCCAUCACACUCGUCUACUGCGCCAUGUCGCUGGCGCUCGUGGGGAUGCAGCGGUACAGCGACAUCGACGCCAACGCGGCCUACUCGGUGGCGUUCGCGGCCGCCGGGAUGAAGUGGGCGCGCUACAUCGUGGCGCUCGGCGCGCUCAAGGGCAUGACGAGCGGCCUCCUCGUCGGCGCGCUCGGCCAGGCGCGCUACACCACGCAGAUCGCGCGCACGCACAUGAUCCCGCCCUACUUCGCGCUCGUGCACCCAAGGACCGGCACCCCCAUCUACGCCACCAUCGCCGUCACGCUCGGCGCCGCCUGCGUCGCGCUCUUCUCCAGCCUCGACGUGCUCGCGUCCGUCUCCUCCAUCAGCACGCUCUUCAUCUUCGCGCUCGUCGCCGUCGCGCUCCUCGUCCGACGCUACUACGUCGCCGGCACCACGUCACCCGCGCAGGCGCGCACCUUCCUCGCCUUCCUGGCGCUGAUCGUGCUGUCGUCCAUCGGCAUGUCCGUGUACUACAGCUCGGGCUACGCUGCUCGGUGGCCCGGGUACGUGGUGUUCGGCGCACUGUGGGCGGCCGGCACGGCGGGGCUGGCGCUGUUCGCCAAGCAGCAGCGCGCGCCCAAGGUGUACGGCGCGCCGCUCAUGCCGUGGCUGCCGGCCAUGUCGGUCGCCACAAACCUGUUCCUGAUGGGCUCCCUCGGCUCCCUGGCCUACAUGCGCUUCGGCAUCUGCACGGCGGCGAUGCUUGUCUACUACGUGCUCUUCGGCGUGCACGCCACCUAUGACAUGGUGCACGCUGAAGGUCAGACGACAUCGGCGGCAGACGCUGCCACCGACGGCGUGGAGCAGAGGAAGAUAAUGCCGGUGUGAGACAGAGGAUGUUAGUUUCAUGGUUUUAUUGAGCAAAAGGUUUCAUUUUUAUUGUAUGCCAUGACAGUGUGAAUUUGUAGGAUAGACUUGAGUCAGGAUUGUUCAAUCGCUCUAGUUAAUUGGAUCCCUUGUUCAGAUUAGCUCAUCUGUGUGCUGACUGCUGAAGCAGUUCAAACAAAAAAAAAAGAUUUGUACAAAAGAUGAGACUCUUUUAUUCACUUCGUUCUUUGGGCUGAAACCACGUGAUUCAUGAA